UGUUUGAAGCUCAAUCCGGACACAGAAAUAUCAAGCCCAGAAAGAGAGAUCAAUUGCCAGGUUUCUUUUAGGCCACAAGUUGAUUAAGGUGGUUCAGGUAUGUUAGAGGCCAAGGAAGUGUAUUCGUUCUUGCUCUUUGUGAAUGGGUGGUUGUGUCAGCUCUUCUCCCCCUGCUCCCAACCAGUCCUCCUAUCUACAAGCAGUCUCAAUACCCAACAGUAUCUUGGCAAAUGGUACUUCAUUGCAGCGGCUGGUGUGAAGGAGUCGGAUGUGCAGAUGUUCAGACAGAUGGACAGCACUGUGUUUUACCUGGACGAGACCUCUAAAAAUGCACUACUGUUGACCGGAGCCAUGCGCGUGGGUGUUCAUUGCAUUAUGAAAAACUGGACCUACACUAUUCAGUCUGGCAAAGAUGAUUUGACAUCAGAAGGCAGGCCUGAGCUGCAAACUCUAGUGUGGAGUGGAGAGUGGCUGAACUGCACCCAGUGUAUCCUGCUGCAGGAGAUAGAGCGUCACUUGGACCCACUAGAGACACACGACACCCUCAACAGAUUCAUGCUUUACGCUCGUGACAGUGCCUUAUUGGAUAAUAAAGUGGUGACGGCGUUUCAGACCCAAACAGCUUGUAAAAACAUGGACAGAUUUGUCCAUCUCCCUCAAGAGAAAGAGCUUUGUAAAUUGGAGAAUAAGGUGUAGCACUGAGGCUACCUGAUAUUUGUUGGAAUCUUCAAUCAAGAUCAUGCUAUGCAUCAAAAUAGGUUUCCUUUUGAUAGUUUAAUAUUAGCGUAUUGCCCACUCUAACUUUGAUCUAACUCAAACGUGGAACUAAUUCUCCUCUCAUUUCCCAUGUGUAAUAGCAAAACAAAUAAACAGAAAAAAGAACAGCUAUACAAAGUAUGUUCCAAAGUCUCAGAAUGGUUAGAAUAGCACUAGUGACCCAAGCUUAGACUUCUUAUCAAGUUAUCAAGCUUUCUAAAAGGGUCUAUUUCCAGGCAAAUUUUUCAUUUUCACUCAUUUCUCUUUUUGUGAGGGAUCAUGUAACUGUCAUGGUUCAGUCAUGGUUCACUGAACUGCAUUCUUCCACUCUUUGCCUACCUCCAUCAAUGGAGGCUGCUGAGUGGAGGAUGGCUCAUAAUAAUGUCUGGAAUGGAGUCAAUGGAAUGGUAUCAAACACUUGGUUUCCAUGUGGUUGAUACCAUUCCAUUGACUCCAUUCCAGCCAUUAUUAUGAGCAGUCCUCCCCUCAGCAGCCUCCAUUGACCUCCAUCUAAAUACCAUUGAUAUACCAAGAUAAUAAUCCAGGGCUUGUUUAUGGGGGAGGAGCCACCCACCAAGUUACACUGACAGUGCAGGGGAAAUUCCCAUGAUGCUGCUGACAGAGCAGAAGCUCAGAGCACACAGUUGUUCACAACUAGAGUGGUCAUCAACAGUUCUCUUCUUCAUUUGCUUCUUUAACCCACUGUUCCUAGGCUGUCAUUGUAAAUAAGAAUUUGUUCUUAACUGACUUGCCUAGUUAAAUAAAGGUAAAAUAAAAAUACAAAAUAAAAUAAAAAUACAAGAGGAAAUUGAGAAUUCUUUGAGUUAAUAUUUUCUAAAACAAAUGAUGUUAAAGCCAUUGAUUGAUGUAAAAUAGCCCAACUUUCAUCUGCACUGGCAUCAGUGACAAAGCACAAUGUCCAGUACUUGACAUUAUCAGGUUAUGUGGGUUUUUACCUGUAGCCUCAAGGAAAGGCCAAACAACAGUGUCCUUAUGCUUAUGUAACAUUUUGAAUCCUAUACUGUAGCUCUGGACCCGUAUUCAUAAAGCAGAGCAGGAGUGCUGAUCUAGGAUCAGUUUCGCCUUUCAGAUAAUGAAUAAGGUUACAUAGAGAGGGAACCUGAUCCUAUCAGCACUUCUACUCUGAGAAGCUUUAUGAAUAAGGGCUCUGGUUAGAAAUGAUUGACAUACCAGGGGUUGCGACCAGUGACAGGAGACACGCAAUGGCUGAGUUAGACAAAGUCAACAUGUAGCUAACAACGUCACUAUUCAAGUACCUCUGUGUUUCAACUAUUCCCGGGCUUAUAUGAAUGUCAGAAAAUAUCCCGAAAUUAUGAUGAAAUCCUUGUCUCUCUCCCUCCCCCUCGCCAUUUAUCUCUCUGAUUUACGUACUUCCAAAGACUUGUGACGCACCAACAUGAAGACACUUGACUUCCCAGAUACACUUUGGCAUGAAACAACUUGUUGACCGGCAGAAUGUACAAAGGGCAGGGUGAGAAUUUACCUCCCAUCUCCGUCAGAAUGACUUUAGAUGUUUACCUUUCUCUCACCUGUACGAUGUCCAUAAUAGGACAGCCUCAAUCUCAGCAGGACUUGUUUCAAUCUCAGCAGGACUUGUUUCAAUCUCAGCAGGACUUGUUUCAAUCUCAGCAGGACUUGUUUCAAUCUCAGCAGGACUUGUUUCAAUCUCAGCAGGACUUGUUUCAGUGAGUUAAUAGAGUCACCGUACAGCUGAGGUUCUAUUCCCAUUGUGUUCCUCUUUUCACUUCUGGAUCGUUUCUCAAAUAUCAAUGCUAUUUACAGUAUAUGAAAGAAUAUCUUGUUAAGCCCAAAAAUAGGCAAUCAAACUCUUCCCUGCAAAAUAAUUCAUUACUGUCAAACGAUCGUUCUUCCAGCCCACCUCUAACAUACCUGAUUGUUGAUGAGCAGUUCACUAGUAAAACACUAAUCAGGCGUGUUAGUGCUGGGCAGAAACAAAAACAUGCACACCCUUUAGCUCUCUCUGACCAGGCAUGGUGACCACUGGUACAUACCAAUAUUGAGCCAAACACAUCUUCGAUGCUGCACAGAUUGAAAUCAUUUAUCUAAAACUGAACAGAAACUGAACCAUUAUCUAAAACUGAACAGAAACUGAUCAAUCAUCUAAAACUGAACAGAAACUGAACCAUUAUCUAAAACUGAACAGAAACUGAUCAAUCAUCUAAAACUGAACAGAAACUGAUCAAUCAUCUAAAACUGAACAGAAACUGAUCAAUCAUCUAAAACUGAACAGAAACUGAUCAAUCAUCUAAAACUGAACAGAAACUGAACAGAACAUAAUUAGAUGGAUGCCAGAAGGUUUCUACUUUCUACAACAGCAGUGCCUGCACUUCUGCAUUUCAGGAAGAUGGGGAAAAGACUAAGAGGCAAACAUGAUUGAAGGCCUUGUCUGAGAAUUGUGCCUGCGUUGGGUAAGCACCUCAACCAUCUGUGUGUGUGUCAAGGAAAGCACAGGCAGGUUGAUUGAGGAUGUGCCAUGGAGCUUGAAACCAAGAACAGGAAAGUUACAUAGAAAUCUACCAGCAAACACUCUCUCUCUCUCUUUCACUCUCUCUCUUUCGCUCUCUCUCCACUUUCUAAAAGUUACUUUCAGUCCUGUUUAUGAAAUCAACAGUGUUCAACUUCACGCAUCUGCAUUCCCAUACCCUAUGGCUAUUCCCAUACCCUAUGGCUAUUUCCAUACCCUAUGACUACUCCCAUACCCUAUGACUACUCCCAUACCCUAUGGCUAUUUCCAUACCCUAUGGCUAUUCCCAUACCUUAUGGCUAUUCCCAUAGCCUAUGGCUAUUCCCAUACCCUAUGGCUAUUUCCAUACACUAUGGCUAUUUUUUUGUUAUUUUUUAUUUUUUUACCUUUAUUUAACCAGGCAAGUCAGUUAAGAACAAAUUCUUAUUUUCAAUGACGGCCUGGGAACAGUGGGUUAACUGCCUGUUCAGGGGCAGAACAACAGAUUUGUACCUUGUCAGCUCGGGGGUUUGAACUCGCAACCUUCCGGUUACUAGUCGAACGCUCUAACCACUAGGCUACCCUGCUGACCCAUACCCUAUGCAUGUAAAGUCAGAUUGAGUCACAGUGACUGCCAGCUGGUGUAUGAAACCAUGAAGAAAACUCCCUGUCAUGUUUUUGUGUCCUUUGAACCCGCUGACACUGACCUAUAAAUAUGUAAGGGAAAACACAUGCCACCCACAUCUGUCAAUGUUGUGCCGUACUCAUCUUUAGCCUUACUAGCCUAUAAUUCCUCGCUACAGGCAUGAUAGUGGUUCUGUCACCUUCUCUUUGCCCGUAAUGUCAUACUUGAGUAAAAGUGAACUGAAUUUGAGAACUGAAUCUAAAUGCAUCUGAGAUGUUGAAUAUGUGAAACUAUGGUAAAUUUGAAAUGAUAGUUUGUAAACUUGAUACACAGACAAUGAAUGCAAUAUCCACCACAUUGAAACAGAAUAUAUAAAUAUUGAAUUAGAAUUAAAUUGUAAUAGAAUUUUAAAACUGAAUGCAAUAUUCAUUAAAAUCAUUUUAAAAUCAUGAAAUACAAGUUCAAGUUAUUAGUUCAAUGAUUACAUUUGUGCAUUACAAAUGUAAAAAAUAUUGCAUUUAAAUUCAAUAUCUUAAUGCAAAUAAAAAAGUAUUGAAUUCAAAUACAGUUUCUGUUGUCACUGAUAUCGCUCUGUAAUCGCUUUCUACUCCCAUAUAUUUUCCCUGACACCCAAAAGUACUUGUUACAUUUUGGAUGCGGAGCAGGAAAGCGAUGGAGGGAUUACAGCGCGAUAUCAGAGCGACUACAGAGCGAUAUCAGAGUGAUUAUAGAGCGAUUACAGAGCGAUAUCAGAGUGAUUACAGAGCGACUACAGAGUGAUUACAGAGCGAUAUCAGAGUGAUUAUAGAGCGAUUACAGAGCGAAUACAGAGUACAUAUUUUCUUUAGGAAUGUUAGCGGAGUAAAAGUAAAAGUUUUUAAAAAACAUUUUGUAAUAGUAAAGUAAUCAACAUUAUUUUUUUUUUAAACGCUGAAAAUCCGAUGUUUCUAUGUCAAGCGGUUUUGUUAUUUUUCAGUCUACUGUGAUGAAUAUGAAGUGUAAUAUUGGGACGCAAACUCAAAAUGGAAUACAUUUAAUCUAUAUCAGACAUGA
Oncorhynchus masou masou (cherry salmon) is the source of this 4919-nucleotide messenger RNA. Its product is annotated as apolipoprotein M-like. Gene Ontology annotation, cellular component: low-density lipoprotein particle; very-low-density lipoprotein particle; high-density lipoprotein particle. The record is from RefSeq and is a predicted model, not a curated record. The coding region runs from base 100 to 696 and encodes 198 amino acids. Gene Ontology annotation, molecular function: phospholipid binding; lipid carrier activity. NCBI's taxonomy places the organism in Eukaryota, Metazoa, Chordata, Actinopteri, Salmoniformes, Salmonidae. Gene Ontology annotation, biological process: cholesterol efflux; high-density lipoprotein particle remodeling; high-density lipoprotein particle assembly. The transcript has 7 exons.